CGUCGGUGGAUGAGAGGCUGUCACAGGCUUGUUCAGUGGUGGCGAGAGUGAAGUGUAGGUUGGUUCGUGCGAGACGUUUUGCGCAUUUGAGCAUUGGCUUCGGUUUCCUUCAGAUUUUUGAUUGGGCUAAGAAAUCAAACAAAGGUUUACUUCUUUUCAUUGAUGAAGCCGAUGCUUUUCUAUGCGAGCGUAACAGCACUUACAUGAGUGAGGCUCAACGUAGUGCUCUGAACGCUUUGCUCUUCCGAACUGGUGAUCAAUCUUGGGACAUUGUUCUUGUCUUAGCUACAAACAGACCUGGAGAUCUCGAUAGUGCGGUUACAGAUAGGAUUGAUGAAGUCAUUGAGUUCCCACUUCCAGGGGAAGAAGAACGUUUCAAGCUUCUCAAUCUCUAUGUCAACAAAUAUCUAAAGAAUAGUGACAGCGACAAAGACACAAAACACAUAUGGAGUCAUUUGUUUAAGAAGCUGUCACAGAAGAUUACCGUUAACGCAGACUUAACUGAUCAAGUGAUAUCUGAGGCUGCAAAGAAGACGGAAGGAUUCUCUGGCCGUGAGAUUGCAAAGCUUGUGGCUGGAGUACAAGCUGGAGUAUACGGACGAAAGGAUUGUGUUUUGGAUUCACAGCUUUUUGAAGAGAUUGUUGCGUAUAAAGUUGAACAACAUCACCAAAGGCAUAGGCUUUCUUCUGAACGUUUUCAACCAUUACUCUUUUCUUCCUAGUCCAUUUGCAUCUUUGAUUAUCCCAUGUAAUUCUGAUGAAAAACAUUUAAUUGAGGAUAGUGAGACAUGUCACUUACCAACUUCUUCCUUA
Molecule: messenger RNA, 813 nt
Organism: Camelina sativa (false flax)
Lineage: Eukaryota; Viridiplantae; Streptophyta; Magnoliopsida; Brassicales; Brassicaceae
Source: RefSeq, a predicted model, not a curated record